AUGUAUUUGUUUACAAGUUUUUCCAGUCAGCUUGAAGAUACAGAAGCCAACAGCUUAGCAGGAAUAAAGGAGACGGGAGACCACUUGGCAACUUUUCAUCCCAGGCGGGAAAAGAAAACCCCACUGGUAGGCAUGGACUGCACUGUACGCAAGGUGCUGUUGAUGGUCAUACGCUUCAUUGCAGGCCUCUUUGACAGGCGGUACUCUCUGUGGCCUUCAUUAUUAUUCAGGACCAUGAUAUGGUACAAACGUCAAUUAAGGUGUGUGAAGGUGAAAUAUAUUGAGCACGAUGGCUACAGAUUCUGCUACUUCUCUCGAGGGAAGCCCGGACACCGGCCGUCAAUCCUGAUGCUUCAUGGUUUCUCAUUCAACAAAGACAUGUGGUUAAAUGCAGUCAAACAUUUUCCUAGAAGCAUCCACAUAGUUUGCCUUGACAUGCCUGGUCAUGGAGAAACCACUCGUCUGCUGGCUGAGAAUUAUACAGCAGUUGAUCAAGCUAAAAAGAUACACCAGUUUGUGGAGUGGACGGGUCUGAACAAAAAGCCAUUUCACCUGGUUGGCAUGUCUAUGGGAGGAAUGGUUGCUGGGAUUUAUGCUGCUCAGUAUCCCUCUGAGAUCUGCGCUUUGUCUCUCCUUUGUCCACCUGGCUUGCAGUACUCAACAGAAAACGAAUUCAUCAGGCGUUUGAAGGAGCUGCGCCAAUCUGCCAACGCACAUGACAAUCCUCUUGUUGUUUUGACUGUACAACAGGGAGAAGACUUACUCAGGCUUGGCUUGUAUCGUCCCAACAAAAUAAACAUGCAGCUCCUAAAGGGAUAUCUUGAAGACCGGAGGCCACACAAGUCUUUUUUCUUAAAAUGCUUCUUAGAUAUGUCCAGCCUCAACUCAAGGUACAGUCUUCAUGAGAACAUGAGCAAAAUCAAGGCUCCAACACAGAUCAUCUGGGGAAAAGAUGACAAGGUGAUGGAUCCUUCUGGAGCAGAAACCUUAGCCAAAGGCAUUCCUGACUCACGAGUGUACAUACUGGACAAAUGUGGGCACUUUAUAACACUUGACAGGCCCAGGCAAUCGGCAAAACUCCUCUUCAAGUUCUAUAAAUCAGUUUGUGGCACUGCCAAAAAUAAGAAGGUGGCAUAA
This is a messenger RNA of Pogona vitticeps (central bearded dragon), 1137 nucleotides long. Its product is annotated as monoacylglycerol lipase ABHD6. The record is from RefSeq and is a predicted model, not a curated record. Gene Ontology annotation, molecular function: monoacylglycerol lipase activity. NCBI's taxonomy places the organism in Eukaryota, Metazoa, Chordata, Lepidosauria, Squamata, Agamidae. Gene Ontology annotation, biological process: acylglycerol catabolic process. Gene Ontology annotation, cellular component: AMPA glutamate receptor complex; membrane.